This is a messenger RNA of Danio aesculapii, 3877 nucleotides long. Its product is annotated as E3 ubiquitin-protein ligase TRIM35-like. Lineage: Eukaryota; Metazoa; Chordata; Actinopteri; Cypriniformes; Danionidae. The record is from RefSeq and is a predicted model, not a curated record. The coding region runs from base 172 to 1761 and encodes 529 amino acids. Gene Ontology annotation, molecular function: ubiquitin-protein transferase activity; zinc ion binding; protein binding. The transcript has 5 exons. Gene Ontology annotation, biological process: protein ubiquitination.
UACAGGGAAGAAACCGACUUAAGCCAAAACAAGUCACUGAUCUGUGAGCGAAAGAGAAACACUUUCAGGAAGAAUUUUUAGCACGUUUGUUUCAAGUUUACCUUUGCGAUUCAUUUUUGAAACCGUCAUCCAGAAAGUGAAAGUGAAGUUACUUGAGCUUAAACUGUGAACAUGGCUUCGCUGCAUGUUUCUGCUGAAGAAAUAUCUUGUCCUGUGUGCUGUGAAAUCUUCAAGGAUCCUGUUAUUUUAUCCUGCAGUCACAGUUUCUGUAGAGAGUGUCUUCAGCAGUUCUGGAGAACUAAGGGCACUCGGGAGUGUCCCGUCUGCAGGAGAAGAUCCUCGAGAGACGAUCCUCCGAAUAAUCUUGUGUUAAGAAACUUGUGUGAAUCCUUUCAUAAGGAGAGGAAAGAGAGACCAGAGGAAAUCUGCAGUUUACACGGUGAGAAACUCAAGCUCUUCUGUCUGGAGGACAAACAGCUGGUGUGUUUAGUGUGUAUAACCUCACAACAACACGACAAUCACAAAUUCAGACCCAUCGGUGAACUGGUGCCUGCUUAUAAGGAGGAGCUCAAUACUGCACUAAAGACCACACGAAAAAAGUGUAAACAAAAUGAAGAAAUGAGAGUAGAGUUUGAGAAAACAGUUCAACACAUCACAGAUCAAGCCGAUGACACCGAGCAUCAGAUUAAACAGCAGUUUGAGAAGCUUCAUCAGUUUCUCCGAGAUGAAGAAGAAGCUACAAUCACUGCACUGAGGAAGGAAGAGAAGCAGAAGAAGCAGAUGAUGAAGGAGAAGCUGGAGGAGAUCAACACACACAUCUCAGCUCUUUCACACAUAAUCAGUGACACGGAGGAGAUGCUGAAAGCCAAUGACGUCUGCUUUCUGAAGGAGUUUCCAGGCUUAAUGGAAAGAGUCCAGAUCUCACAGCCGGAUCCACAGAUGCCUUCUGGAGCUUUGAUUCAUGUGUCUCAGUACUUGGGGAACUUGCAGGACAAAGUCUGGAGGAAGAUGCAGGACAUCGUCCACUACACUCCUGUGAUUCUGGACCCAAACACGGCUCAUCCGAGUGUCAUCUUGUCUGAUAAUCUGAUCAGCAUGAGGGAGACUGAGGACGAACGUUUGUUUCCUGAUAAUCCAGAGAGGUUUGGUUGGUUUCCAUGUGUUGUGGGUUCAGAGGGUUUUAGCUCAGGAAAACACAGCUGGGAUGUGGAGGUGAAGGAGAGUCGAUGCUGGAGUGUCGGAGUAACAACAGCAUCAAACCAGAGGAAGGGAAAAGUUUUCUUUAACACUGAUGUCUGGAGUGUGAGGUAUCAGGAGGAUGAGCAGAAUUUGAAGGAAGAAGAGGAUGUGGAGGAUGGUGAAGAUGAUAAAGAUGAUAAAGAUGAGGGUGGUGAUGAUGAAGAUGAUGAUGAAGAUGAUAAAGAUGGGGGUGGUGAUGAUGAAGAUGAUGAUGUAAAUGAUAAAGAUGAUGGUGAUGAUGAAGACGAUGGGGAUAAUGAUGAUGAUGCAGCAGAGGAUUCACAACACCCGAAUGUGUCCAAUUGGUUUGACAUUGAACAGAAGCUGGAGUGUGUGAGAGUGGAGCUGGAUUAUGACAGAGGAACUGUGUGUUUCUCUGAUCCUCUAACUGACACACAUCUACACACAUUCACAGCCGCCUUCACUGACACCGUCUUUCCUUUCUUUUCUUCUCGUGACCGUCUGAAGAUCCUCCCAGUUAAAGUUUUCACCUGCAAUUCUGGACCAUGUGUUAUCAUGUGAUCCACAUCAAUUCGAUUAAUGUUUAUUAUAGAAGCGUUUUUCACAGGGUUGUGUCAAAGCAUCUUAAUGUAGAUGAAGAAAAGAGAAUAAAAACCAAUGACAGCAUUUCAGAUUGUAAAACAUUCUAUGGAGUUAGUUUGGUAUCUAAAGUAUUUCACGCAAAAGACACGAUGUACACAUGCGUAGCCAAAUUCACGUGCGUAAAACCAAAUUCACGUGCGUAACAUAUUUAUACAUAUUCACAAAAACAAUUCACGUGCACAAAAUAAAAAUACAUAUUCAUAAAAUACGUUUCACAAAGGCAAAACACCAUUAGCAAAUGUAUGAGAGUGUACAAAAAGUUUUGAAAGUUUAAAACUUGCGAGUUCAUUCUGAAUGAGAAUGUGCAACUCCUCUUUCACGUACGACUCCUCCUGGAUACGACUGUGUGUGUAUUUUGAGACUGUCCUAACAGAAGCAGGCAACUCGUACCUUUCAGCCAAUCAGAUGAGAGCUGUAAUCGAUGUCACCCACUCUGCGCUCCAUUUGCAUCGUGUCUUUUGCGUGAGUCUAUUCUGUUUCCAUACAUUUCAGCAUAUCAGACAGGGAUGAGAGUAGUGCAGAGUGCUGGUUAAAGUGGUUCUAGUUAAAUUUGAUCUUGCAGAUUCGCACUCUAUAACAUCAGAAAGGUCCGACCCUUCCUAUCUAAACAUGCAGCUCAACUCAUUGUUCAAGCUCUUGUUCUCUCCAAACUGGAUUAUUGCAACUCUCUACUAGCCGGGCUUCCAGCUAACUCUAUCAAACCUCUUCAGCUGCUUCAGAACGCAGCAGCACGAGUGGUCUUUGAUGAACCCAAAAGAGCACAUGUCACUCCGCUACUCACCCGUUUGCACUGGCUGCAAGUUGCUGCUCGCAUCAAAUUCAAAGCUCUGAUGUUUGCUUACAAAGCGACCUCUGGCUUUGCUCCUUCGUAUCUGCUCUCACUUCUGCAGAUGUAUGUCCCCUUCAGAAACUUGCGUUCUGUGAAUGAACGUCGCCCUGUGGUUCCAUCCCUACUUGCUGUCUUCAAGAAACGACCAAAAGCUCAACUAUUUAAUCUCCACUUUCCUUCCUAAUCUAUAACUGCCUCUCUGGUUAUAUGAGCAGACUGAGGAUAAAACCAGGAGUAUAUGCAAGCUGAGACUGCAUGCAAUGCUUUUAAUGUGUACCACUGACCCCGGCCCUCACAGUGACGUCACUAGGUCUAUUGAGUGCUUGUGUCUGAGAUUGCAUGUCUAGAUAUUGCAUGUACAAGUCUGCAGCCAGAUGCUAUUGGUUUUACUUUCUUUUAGCAUCUGUGAACUAAUAAUGUUGACCAGCGCCACCUCCUGGAUGGUUUAUUUAAAGCAUGCAACUGCUGCAGCCCAUUGUGUUUUACCCUCACUGUUAGAUGAUAGUAAUAAAUGAAAUGUCUUUUCCGGUGUGAGACCCGCUUUAUAUUGUGGGUCUUAUUCAUCUUAACUCGUGUUAUUUAAGUAGGAAUCGGGUUUAAAGAGGUGGCGGAGGGAUGCUGAAAGUCGAGAGAAUAUGGAGGUCGGACAUGCUUGGUUAUUGAUAGGGCUUCGGUUUCCGAAGAUCUCCUAUUUUACCCCUUUUCCAAGAUGUAAGAUAAGUCUUUGGUGUCUCCAGAAUGUGUGUGUAAAGUUUCAGCUCAAAACAGCCAUCAGAUCAUUUAUUAUACCCUGCUGAAUAUGUCAAUGUUGGGGUCUGAGGAAAUUGUUGCUGUUUUUGUUGCCUGUGUCUUUAAAUGCAAAUUAGCUGGCUCUGUUCCCGCCCACUGUUAUUACAUGUUUGUUACUCGUGCUGUCACAUCAGAUAAACAGCAGUCGGUGACAGAGACAGACAUGGAUGAAGCAGAGAUACAGUUUAUAUGUUAUUUGAUGUAUUUGUGGUGGUUUAUUCAAGCCUUUCUACAAUAAUGAGUCACACAAAUGCUUUUAAUGCUUAAAUUCACAGUACACACACACACACGUUUAGCUUUGCACUGUUUUUGCAUGUCUGCUAGCAACAUUUGUAACAGGAUAUCAGUUAUUAUACACUGCUGUAUGGAUAUCCAUUAUGCUACUGAACAAAAUAAAUCAGAUUUAAUAUCAACAAA